This is a messenger RNA of Botrytis deweyae, 1194 nucleotides long. RefSeq lists its product as uncharacterized. The coding region runs from base 1 to 1194 and encodes 397 amino acids. The transcript has a single exon. Gene Ontology annotation, cellular component: nucleus. NCBI's taxonomy places the organism in Eukaryota, Fungi, Ascomycota, Leotiomycetes, Helotiales, Sclerotiniaceae. The record is from RefSeq and is a predicted model, not a curated record.
AUGGGAUUGGUAGAUUAUUCGGAUUCGGAAGAUUCAGAUUCUCCAGAGAUUACUGCAUCAAAGCCAUCAACAUCAACAUUCGCAACUGGUAAACCUGCAUUCCAAAAAGUUGUCGAUAGAUCAAAUCCUGGCAAAAUUCGGGUUUCAUUACCACAAGCAUCUUUGAAAGACGAUACCAAAACCGAUGAGCCUCCAACGAAGCGCGCAAAGACAGGUGGUGGAGCUUUCAGUGGGUUUAAUUCAUUCUUGCCAGCUCCAAAGAGAACAGGACAAUCUACAAGUGCGACAUUAGGUGGUGGAAAUGGGCCGCGAAAGAGUGGUUUGGGAGCUGGAGUUAGUUUGAAGACUGGUGCAGCUCCUGCUUUUAGUAGAGAACCGGAACCGGUACAGGAGAGAGAAUACACAACGGAAGAGCCUGCUGAAGAGGAAGAGGGAGCUAGUGGAUCUGGAUUCAAUUCACCUCCUCCAAGCUCCUUGGUCGAUGGACAGAAACCAGCAGAUGAAGUCAAAUUGGUCGGGAAACCAUUAAUGUUCAGACCAUUAUCCGUCGCGAGGAAGCCAGCAAAAAAGAAGCUCCAGAAGCCAAAUUCAAAUGCAUCUACGCCUUCUACUUCCACUUCAACACCACAAAUUACCACACCAGCCACUCCACAAAAUACCGGGAAGGUAGCGCCAAAACCAAAAGUAUCCUUAUUCUCUCUAGAAGUAGAACCAGUUAACACUCCAAAUGCCACUUCAAACGGAGAAUACACACCACUACUCUACCAACCCACCCCUUCCAAAGAACCCAUAUACGAAGAGUACACCCCAACAACCAACCACACCCUCCCCUUCGCUCCCACGCCUCCAAUUAACAACCACAACACCGAAUCUCUCUCCUCUAUAGCCGACACUCUCCAUCUCUCCGCCGCCGAACGUCGUCAACUCUUCGGUCGUCAAAAAGGUGGUGGUUCCGGCCCACAGGCUGCAACAAAAAUCAUAAAUUUCAAUACAGAUCAAGAAUACGCACAUAAUGAAGAACUCCGCGCUGCAGGAGAACAAGUUGUGCAUAACCCUGUCAGAGCAAUCGCGCCUGGUAAACAUAGUUUGAAACAGUUGGUUGGAGCGGCGCAGAGUCAGAGGGAAGCAUUGGAGGAGAGUUUUGCGACGGGUAGGAAUAAUAGAAAGGAAGCGGGGAGUAAAUAUGGGUGGUAG